Triplophysa rosa is the source of this 2516-nucleotide messenger RNA. It is a transcript of the gene rpn1, whose product is annotated as ribophorin I. Gene Ontology annotation, cellular component: membrane; oligosaccharyltransferase complex. The transcript has 10 exons. The coding region runs from base 138 to 1934 and encodes 598 amino acids. The record is from RefSeq and is a predicted model, not a curated record. NCBI's taxonomy places the organism in Eukaryota, Metazoa, Chordata, Actinopteri, Cypriniformes, Nemacheilidae.
UCACUCGCGAGGGAAUGAAUGAAGCGUCAUCCUUCAGCAGCAGCGCGAGGCCUCAUUGCUGCACGCUCUGCCCUCUCGCUGGUUGAAUAUUUACAAAAGCCACAUCUUUGAAAUAAAACACUUUAAAAGCCAAGACGAUGUGGAACACUGGAGCGGUGAGUUUUGUUCUUAUUUCGUGCUUUGUCUGCGCGUCGGUGCGCGCGGAAGGGCUGGUGAACGAGGAUGUGAAGCGCGCUGUGGAUCUGAGCACUCACCUCGCGAAAAUCUCCGCCGAGAUCCAGCUCGCGAAUCAUGGCCACGCGAGCGCGCAGACCUUCACGCUGGCGCUGGAGCCCGAGCUCGCGCCUCACAUCGCAUUCAUCGGUGCAUCUGUAAAAGGAGAGGAAGAGGAGGAUGAAGCCCUGGAGCUGAAAGAGAUAAACAUCCGUGGACAAAGUGGUAAAUUCUUCGAGGCGCGGUUGCCGUCUCCUCUGGCUGCGGGCGGUAAGCUGCGGGUGAAGGUCGAGACCGUGUUCAGUCACGUGCUGAAACCUUUCCCCACCCACAUCACCCAGGCAGAAAGACAGCUGGUUGUCUUCCAGGGGAACCACUACCUGUACUCGCCCUACCCCACCCGCUCUCAGACCACCCGUGUCCGCCUGGCCUCCAAAACCUCGGAGAGCUACACUAAACUGGGCAACCCCACAAAGAGCGAUGAAGUUAUUGAAUACGGACCAUUCAAAGAUGUUGCACCUUUCAGCCAGGACACGAUGAAGAUCCACUAUGAGAACAACACACCUUUCCUGACCAUCAGCAGUAUCACCCGCACCAUUGAGGUCUCUCACUGGGGUAACAUUGCUGUGGAGGAAACCAUCGACCUGAGACACACCGGUGCUUUCCUGAAGGGUCCCUUCUCCCGCUAUGACUACCAGAGACAGUCUGAUAGCGGCAUCUCCUCUGUCAAAUCCUUCAAGACCAUCCUCCCAGCCUCUGCUCAAGACGUCUACUACCGCGACGAGAUCGGAAACAUCUCCACUUCCCACCUUCAGGUUCUCGAAGAUUCUGUGGAGGUUGAAAUUCGUCCCCGUUUCCCUCUGUUUGGUGGCUGGAAGUCACAUUACAUGAUUGGUUACAAUCUUCCCAGCUACGAGUACCUCUACAACCUUGGUGACCAGUACGCUUUGAAGAUGCGUCUGGUCGAUCACGUCUACGACGAUCAGGUUAUUGAUCAACUGACUGUCAAGCUGAUCCUUCCAGAAGGAGCCAGAAACAUCCACAUGGACACGCCAUACUUCAUAAACCGUAGUCCGGAUGAGCUGCAUUAUACUUACCUGGACACUUUCGGCAGACCCGUGCUGGUGGCCACCAAAAACAAUCUUGUGGAGCAGCACAUUCAGGAUGUUGUGGUUCACUACACCUUCAAUAAGAUCCUGAUGCUGCAGGAGCCAUUAUUGGUGGUGGGGGCUUUCUACAUCCUCUUCUUCACUGUCAUCAUCUAUGUGCGCCUCGACUUCUCGAUCACCAAGGAUCCGGCAGCGGAGGUGCGCAUGAAAGUGGCCUCCAUCACCGAGCAGGUCUUAACUUUGGUGAACAAGCGUCUGGGUCUGUAUCGCCAUAUGGAUGAAGUUGUGAAUCGUUACAAGCAGUCCCGUGAUACCGGCGCUCUAAACAGCGGUCGCAAGUCCCUUGAGGCGGAUCACCGUACCCUCACCAAUGACAUCACAGCACUGCAGACCAGACUCAAAUCAGAGGGCUCCGAUCUGGCUGAAAAGGUGGGAGAGAUACAGAAGCUGGACGGCCAGCUGAAAGAGCUGGUGUGCCGUUCCUGUCAGGAGGCCGAGCGGCUGGUGGCCGGCAAGGUGAAGAAGGAAGCCUACAUUGACUUGGAUAAAACCCUGUCGAGCAAGAGGAAAGAUCUUGUCAGCCGCAUCGACAGCCUGCUGGACGCCUUGUAAUCAGACCUCAGAUGUUUUCAAGAAGGCCACGAAACACCGCCCUCCCAAACCAUCGCACCCGCUCAGUGCAAAUCAGACUGACAUACAAACAAAACCAUUCUGUGAACAUCAUUUUCGGUGCCUUUGUGGGAUGAAAUUUUAAAAGGUUUUCACAGGACAAAAAUUGCGCAGGAUGUGCAUGUUGUGUUGCUGAAUGUGUGCGGUUGUGUAAGAGGGUUUUUUGUGUUCUGCAGAAUCGUUCAUUUUGUUUUUCAAGUUGCUGAAUGUCAGAUGCAGUCUUCGUUCUUACAAUCCAGCAAAGCAGUUCUGAUUCCCAUUCGUUUGCAUAUUGGAGUCAGAUUUGAUUUGAAAUCAGUUUUUGCACUUAUGUUUCCAAAAAAAUAUUCCCCGUCGCUGAUCAUCGCUGAUUCAGAUUUGUUCAUGCAAAUUUUCUAUUUGGUUUUUAGUUCACACAUUUUUGUAUGAUUUAGAAUUUUUGUAAAUGUACUUCGGUUCCAUGGUGAAUGGCAAAAGGAGAUUGAUUUUUGUAUGUCAUGGGUAAAAUAUGACAUUUUCAAUCCAUUAAUAAACAAGGUGUGUAAA